AGGCCCUACGAGUGUGGGGAGUGUGGGAAGAGAUGCAGCGACAGCUCCAACCUGAUCGUGCACCAGAGGAUCCACACUGGGGAGAGGCCUUUCGAGUGUUCCGAGUGUGGGAUGAGCUUCAGCCUGAGCUCCAACCUGAUCAGGCACCAGAGGACCCACACGGGGGAGAGACCCUACGAGUGUUCCAAGUGUGGGAAGAGGUUUCAGACCAGCACCAGUCUCCUCCAGCACUAUCAGAGUCACACAGAGGAGAGGCCCUUCCUCUGCCCGGACUGCGGGAAGGGAUUCAGGCGGAACUCCCACCUCAUCAGGCACCGGCGCAUGCACACUGGGGAGAGGCCCUACGAGUGUGAUAAAUGCAGGAAGAGGUUUCAGACCAGCUCCCAUCUCCUCCUGCACUAUCAGAGUCACACAGAGGAGAGGCCCUUCAGGUGCCCCGACUGCGGGAAGGGAUUCAAGCACAACUCCACCCUGGUCACCCACCGGCGCAUCCACACUGGGGAGAGGCCCUACGAGUGUGGGGAGUGUGGGAAGAGCUUCUCUUACAGAUCCACCUUGACCCAACACCAACGGAGGCACCGGCGAGGGAAGCCCUGCGAGUGCCCCGAGUGCGGGAAGAGCUUCGUGCGCUGCUCCAGCUCCAUCCCCCACUGCAGGACCCACGCUGGGCACAGCCCUGCUGACCCACAUUCCCUGUGAUCCAUGCUGGGAGCACACCUGGCUGCUCCACUUUUUGGUUUGUCAUUCAUGUUUUUCUCUUCUCAAUCUUUGCAGUCCAAAAGCCAAGUGGGAUGGGUCUGUUACUUCAGAACAACUCAGUCCCACUGAAAACAACUCAGUUGUGGAAUUAAGGCUCAAGGCCACCUCAUAUUGGCUUCUUCCCACCUCAAAAAACCUCCAUCCCUUUCCAAAGUCACUCGACUCCAAAGCCACCAGGGUGACGUGGGGUUAGGAUGACACUGGGACAAGUGGGAUCCCAAUUUAGUGCGGAGGGACGGGGAUUGCGUGGGGCUGGGGGUGUGAGAUGUAUUUGAUACCCAAUAAAACUCUCAGACUUACUGCUUUCUCUCCCGUC
Passer montanus (Eurasian tree sparrow) is the source of this 1075-nucleotide messenger RNA. RefSeq names its product zinc finger protein 774-like. Lineage: Eukaryota; Metazoa; Chordata; Aves; Passeriformes; Passeridae. Gene Ontology annotation, cellular component: nucleus. Gene Ontology annotation, biological process: regulation of transcription by RNA polymerase II. The transcript has a single exon. Gene Ontology annotation, molecular function: DNA-binding transcription activator activity, RNA polymerase II-specific; RNA polymerase II cis-regulatory region sequence-specific DNA binding. The annotation marks the transcript as partial. The record is from RefSeq and is a predicted model, not a curated record.